AUGGCCGCGCCGGUCAAGCGAGGUCGGAAAGCUAGGAUCGGGCCAGCGCAGUCCCCCAAGCAGUGGCCAGCAGGGCCACUCAGGUCAGGGCUGGCGAGGAAUGCUGCGAAUGAAAGUUCUCACCCAGGCCGUGCUCUCCCCGGUGGCAGCAGCGGGAGCACCGUGGAGCGAGAUCGCACGAUGCUCUACGUAGGGACCAGCAGCGACCAGGAUGUCUACCUGCUUCGCCACUUGCCCUUUGAUCACAGAAAUCGAUUCGGGCACGCAAAUUGGAGGGUCUGUAAGGUCCUCGCCCAUGAGCUCACCCCUGCUUAUUUCACGUCGUAUCCAAACGAACUGCUCGACGCCGCGACCGGGAUUUACAAUGUCGAAAGGGUUAGUAUGGUUGUCAGCCCGUACGAGAAGCCGCUCCUUGACCUUUACUACACGUAUGUUCACCCUAGUCUCCCAAUUAUGGAUUCUCGCGAACGGCUCGAGGCUGCUAUCGCUGCAGGUUCUGUCCCAGCCUCGCUACUAGGAGCCAUCUACUGCUCGGCUCUGCCUUACUGGGGAUCCUCGCCCAGAUUGGUGGGACUGACACCGUUCGAUGACGGAUGGCUACGCGAGGAUAUUUUCAAGUCCGUUCUUCAAGAAGCAAAAACACCGUCUCUGGCAACAAUCCAGGCCAUGCUGCUAUACAUGCAGCUGCCACCACAGCAUGUGCGCGAACCCAACCACCCUGGAUUCUGGCCCUUGACAAACCAACUUGUUGGCCUGGCGCAGGAAACGGGACUCCAUAUCGAGCCCACCAGCUGGAACAUCACGCCUUAUGAGAAGCACCUUCGGCGCGUGCUCUGGUGGGCAGUUUACAUGCACGAUAAGUGGUAUUUCCAACUGUACGGCAGAUCAUCAAUGUACUCACGUAUUGGCAGGCUUUCCCAUUGGCUCGGUAGGCCAAGCCACAUCGAUGACAAGCAGUUCAGCACUUCCCAGUUGACCGUGGAUGACUUCACAUUCAUAUCAGAGCAUCCUCUGGACGUCCGUUCAUGGGAGUCCAUGUCGGCCUUCGUCAUGCUUUCGAGACUAACGACUGUGCUUUCGAGCGUCCUCGAUCAUUUCUACACCGUCAACCGGAGCUCUUCCUUCAUGACUCCCGAGGAAGCUCUCUUCAAGGCUGACCAUUGUCAGGCUCAAUUGAAAGAUGUACUGGAACAGCAAGGCGGCAUUCUGCUUCAUCCUAGAAGGGGAAUCAAUAGCACAUCGUACUACGACAUAGAGAGAGAGAUGCUCCUCAUUCACGACCUCUUUGGCAUCUUUGAGGAUUUACUCCGCCAAGACAAUCUUGUUGGCGUUUGGCUCAGCUAUUGCAAGUCCAAUAUUGCCAUCAUAGGGAGCUUCAUGGUAACAGCGCUGCUGGCGAGCACGGGUGAUGAUGUCUAUCAACUCCGACAGGGUGCUUUGGAGGAGUUUCGGCGUCUAUUGAAGCGAUCAGAGGGACGCUUUGACUUUGCGGCCCUGCCUUUGCUCAGGCUGAACCUCCUGGUAGAGCGGUUUUCUGAUAGUAGAGCUUCUCCCGAGUAG
Aspergillus puulaauensis is the source of this 1560-nucleotide messenger RNA. RefSeq names its product fungal specific transcription factor domain-containing protein. Gene Ontology annotation, biological process: DNA-templated transcription. The transcript has 5 exons. Lineage: Eukaryota; Fungi; Ascomycota; Eurotiomycetes; Eurotiales; Aspergillaceae. Bases 1 to 1560 code for a protein of 519 amino acids. Gene Ontology annotation, molecular function: zinc ion binding; DNA binding. Gene Ontology annotation, cellular component: nucleus. The record is from RefSeq and is a predicted model, not a curated record.